This is a messenger RNA of Gigantopelta aegis, 3517 nucleotides long. RefSeq names its product ESF1 homolog. NCBI's taxonomy places the organism in Eukaryota, Metazoa, Mollusca, Gastropoda, Neomphalida, Peltospiridae. Gene Ontology annotation, biological process: rRNA processing. Gene Ontology annotation, molecular function: RNA binding. The record is from RefSeq and is a predicted model, not a curated record. Bases 890 to 3418 code for a protein of 842 amino acids. Gene Ontology annotation, cellular component: nucleus. The transcript is spliced from 15 exons.
CUGGACUUUUCGUCCACUAAAAAUUCGUCCACUGUGACUGUUGAACUCGAGACGAUUCGUCCACAACCAAAAAUUGUUCUUGGACAAUUCGUCCACUAUAAUUUUUUUCUAUUAGUUAUUUACCGUAUAUUUCGUCCACGGACUAAAUAAAUGUAUGGACACUUUUUCAUUUGAGUGGAAUAUCGACACAGAGUAUUGCCUGAGAAGCGCAGAUUGUAACCUAACCUAACAGCUUUGCCAUGCCUAUAAGGCUAUAUAUAUCUCUGACAUUGCCAGUGGUUUUGCCCACAGCAGAAGGGGGGUUACCAAGUAUGAUGGGGGGAAAUUUGAUAGACAUACUCUAUUAUUGUUAUAAUAUUGUAAUUAUAAUAGGGUAUGGUAUUUUCACAUAAAUGACAACAUUUUCAUCCGAUGCGCAUUGACGCAAACUUCCCAGUAGAAACAACAAAAACCAUGUCGACGAAAUGAGUACGGUAAUACAGCAAUCGCAAUGUAGAAAUGGUAUUUUAGCAAGAGUUGUUACUAGCUUUGUUUUCUAAAUAGUAUGUCAGAAUUAUAGGUGUAAUUGAAGAGCAAUUUGAAUAAUAACAUAUCAAUAAAGUACUAUAAACAAUGGACACAGACAGACCACAACAAGUUGAUAGUGCCACUAAACUUUACUUUGUUUCAUAUACUAGUUCUAGUAGUUUACCACAAAACGAAAAUAAUUAACCAUUUCAAUGGCUAAGAAAUAACAUUUUAGAUUUAUUUGUCUUAAUGUUGUAAUCGAGUGCACGAAUUGUCCGAGGUAGGUGGACGAAUUGUACGGUGGACGAAACGUCCAAAGGACGAACCGUCUGGAAAGCGUGGAACAACACAUUAUUUUGUGUUACAUAUGGUUUAUCAUUAAAUGUAUAAAUAUACUAGCUUACGGUAUCAUCUUCAGACCUCGACGUGGGAAAAAAAGGCUAAAUCAAUUAAUUUUUCCACAAUGGAUGACAUCCAGAGUGAUCCUCGCUUUAGUCAUGUUACUAAAGAUCCUCGAUUCAGACAGGUGCCCAGGAAGGAAAGGAAAGUAAAAAUUGACAAACGGUUUCAAUCUAUGUUCAGUGAUAAAAGAUUUAAGCUGAAAUAUUCUGUUGAUAAAAGAGGAAGACCCGUUGACACAUCAACAGAUGAGAAUCUCAAGAAGUACUAUGAACUUUCAAGUGAGAGUAGUAGUAGUGAGGAUGAUGAAGAUGUUGAUGAUGAUAUAGAGAAGGAUCAUGGAAAAGAAGACUUACAUGAAAAAGAUGACAGUGGUGUUGAUGAUGAGUCAGUUAAAUCUAGUAUGUCUGAGGACUUGGAGAGAGAAGAAAUGGAACUGGCGUCAAAGAAAAUUGCCAAGAUGCAGAAAAGUGCUAGUGGCAAGAGCGUCAGUAAACUUUCUUCAGAACAGAAACACAGAGAGACUGGUAGACAUAGAUUUAAUGUGCAGUCACAUAAUGAAGAGGAUAGUGACACUUCCAGCUCAAAUGAUCACACGAAGAACUCUUCAAAUAGGCAGCAAAAGAAUACUAUUAAAUCAGGAUCAUCUGCAUCACAUAAUAAAGAUGAAAAGAGUUCACAAGUGCAAGAAAGUGAAAAUCGUCAGAAGAAGACAAAAUCCAAACAGAAGAAAACAGUAGGGAAAUCUAAGAAAGAGUUAAUAGACAUGGCAACUGCACCUGAUCUGGCACGGGGAGCUGUUCUCUUGGAAAGUUCAUCUGAAGAUGAAGAUCUUUCUGAUGAUGAAGAUGGUGAAUUUGAUCAUGGCUGGGGAGAGCUGGACAAGGACGUCCCAGAGGCAGAGGAUCUCGGUCAUCGUCUCGCUAUCUGUAACAUGGACUGGGACCGCGUCAAAGCUCACGACCUUUACCUUCUCUUCAACUCAUUUGUACCAACAGGAGGAAUUCUACAUUCUAUUAAGAUCUAUCCAUCGGAGUAUGGUGUGCAGCGCAUGGCUGAGGAAGAGCGGAGUGGACCGGUGGAACUCACUAAACAAGUCGAGGAACCAGAGCCUCACGAGGAGUCACAAGAUGGAAGCCGAUACCAUCGUGAGAAGUUAAGACGGUACCAGCUCAACAGGCUGAAGUAUUAUUAUGCUGUAGCUGACUUUGACUCUGUUAAAACAGCCAGCCGUGUCUAUGAUGAAUGUGAUGGAAGAGAAUUUGAAAGUAGUUCAUCUAAACUGGAUCUUCGUUACAUUCCAGAUGGCAUGAAGUUUGAAGACAAACCUAAAAGUGAAUGUACCUCAAUAGCUGUUGCUAAGUACAAACCUCAAAAUUUCUAUACCUCUGCCCUUUGUCAGUCCAAGGUUGAUCUCACAUGGGAUGAAACCGACCGAGAUCGGAUUAGUGUUACCAUGAAGAAAUUCCAGAAGGAAGAGAUUAACGAAGACGAUUUUAAGGCUUUCUUGGCCUCGGACUCGGACGGAGAAGCGGACUAUGGUGAUCUAGUAGCAGCUUCAGAUGACAGUGAUUCAGAUCAGAGCGAUGAGGAGAAGCAGAUUGACAAGUACAAACAACUUCUGCAGAGUCUGGAUGACGGCAAACAAACAUCAAAAGACAAUGAUAUGGACAUGGAAAUAACGUGGGAACCUGGUCUGAAGGAAACUGCAAAAGACAUUGUGAAAAAGAAAGAGAGAGAAAGUGGUCAGACUCCAUGGGAAGAAUACCUCCAUAAGAAAAAACAAAAGAAGAAGCAGUUAAAGGAACAGAAGAAGAGUGCUGCUGAAAAGAGGGAGAGAGAGAGUCAGGCUCAUGCUACAGAACACGGUGAAGCUUUCAGUGAUGAUGAGUUGCCACCUGGUGUUGACUUGAAUGAUCCUUUCUUCACAGAUGAGCUGAAGGACUCCGACAAAGUGAAAAAGAAAGGUCAGAAGAAAAAGAAUAAAAGAAAAGACUUAACAGAAGAAGAGCUGGCUAAACAAAAGCAAGAACAAGCAGAACUUGCACUGUUGACGAUGGAAGAAAAUGAAGAAGGCAAACACCAUUUCAAUCUGAAUGAUUUAGUACAAGACAAGAAAAAGAAGAAGAAAAAGAAACACAAAAAUCAAGUUAAUGUGGAAGUGAAUGAUAAUUUUGAGAUAAAGGUUGAUGAUCCUCGGUUUAAUGCAAUGUACAACUCACAUUUGUUCAACAUUGAUCCUUCGGCACCAGAGUUUAAAAGGACUAAAGGUAUUGAAGCAAUAAUAGAAGAAAAACUGAAGAGAAGAAAGCAUCCAGAACAAACAAAAUCUGAAUUUGAUGUUUCUGAGAAUGUGACUGCAAAACGAAGAAAACAUUCUAGUGAACAGGAUGGUGAAUCAUUUUCUAGAACUGAGCUUGAGACAUCAGCAAAGGAUGUGUCCUUGACAUCUCUUGUGAAGUCGGUCAAGGCUAAAACUCAACAAUUUUACAGUAAAAAGAAGUUCAGAUGAUGAACAUGUCAGAGUUUAUCAAAGUUGUGAUCAUUAUGUAGAUCAAGAUUCUUUGGCAUUAUGUCUAAACUGAAUCUGAAAUAAAAUAUAAAGACACUG